Aureobasidium uvarum is the source of this 555-nucleotide messenger RNA. The record is from the annotation of a GenBank genome assembly. Lineage: Eukaryota; Fungi; Ascomycota; Dothideomycetes; Dothideales; Saccotheciaceae.
AUGGGCUCAUAUUACAACAUUGAUGCUAUCUUGACAGAUGCUCAGAAAGUGCCUUGCACAUUCGAACUCUCAGUUCCCAACAUGGGAUACUUGCAGGGCAACCCAGGAGAAGAUGGCUCCAAGGUAGAACUGCCACUCUGGCUAGCCGAAAUGCUGGCCGUGAGCAAUCCGUCGGGAAACUCAUCACUAGCAACACUGGACCUACCUCAAGCACUGUCUCAACGUGUAAUGAACGCCCUCAAAGCAGAUCCAAAGACGGUAGAUCUUCGAGCUCAAGCACAACAUUUCUACAACAUCGGUGCCCGCAUGCUAGAAUUAUUCGAGGAAGAAGAGAUGGUCGAUGUCUUGACAGACCUUGACACAGGCAGAACAGCGGUGAGGUCUAGGAUGAUCUACACCCUCCAUGCCAUGCAGCACUCCAGAGUACUUGGCACCAUGCACGGCGACUGUGUCGCGACGGAGCAAGACAUGUCGAGAGGUGAGAGCGGUCAUCAGAAGGCCGUGAAGCAGAGAAGUGGGCCGAGCGACAGAGACCAAGGAACACCGAUACCGUAG